Messenger RNA from Gossypium raimondii (Peruvian cotton), 1307 nucleotides. RefSeq names its product peroxidase 31. The transcript has a single exon. The record is from RefSeq and is a predicted model, not a curated record. Gene Ontology annotation, biological process: hydrogen peroxide catabolic process; response to oxidative stress. Bases 263 to 1228 code for a protein of 321 amino acids. Lineage: Eukaryota; Viridiplantae; Streptophyta; Magnoliopsida; Malvales; Malvaceae. Gene Ontology annotation, molecular function: heme binding; peroxidase activity.
UCAAAUCAUCUAUACAUUGGAACCGCAUUCGUCGUUUGCAUCACAUACUUAUCAACGGUUGAGAUUUCAUCCCAUUCAUAAAACUACCUGGAUCUCUUCUGCCAUGGCGAACAUCCCGUGAUUGGUGGUGACACCAACUCCCUGUUAAAAUAUCCCCUCUUCCAUCUUUCCAAUCUAACCCCCUCCCCCAUUUUUCUCACUCCUAACCUUCAAAGCUAAAAAGCCCCCGUCACUUUCUCUCCCUCAAAGCUCAGCUCAACCAAUGGCGCCGCCACCGCCGUCGCUGCUUCUAGUUGUUCUCUUCUUGCUCUCCCCCACCGCAUUGCUUUCGGAGUCAAGGUUAAGCUUAGAUUACUACUCCAAAACCUGUCCAAGUUUCAACAAGAUCAUGCAAGAAGCUAUUACCGACAAGCAAAUCAACAACCCCACGACAGCCGCCGGAACACUCCGUCUUUUGUUCCACGACUGCCUCCCCAAUGGCUGCGACGGUUCCAUCCUCAUCUCUUCAACUCCAUUCAACAAAGCCGAACGUGACGCCGACAUCAACCUCUCCCUCCCCGGAGAUCCAUUCGACCUCAUUGUCCGAGCCAAGACAGCCCUCGAACUGUCGUGUCCCAACACAGUCUCUUGUUCCGACAUCCUCGCGGUGGCCACACGUGACCUUGUGACCAUGCUCGGCGGCCCCUACUAUAAAGUAUUUUUGGGUCGGAAAGAUUCGAGAUCUUCUCAAGCUUCUUCAAUAGAAGGGAAACUGCCAAAACCCACCAUGAGCAUGUCACAGAUAAUCAACCUUUUUGCGGCAAGUGGGUUCAAUGUUCAAGAAAUGGUGGCCUUAAGUGGAGCACACACAAUUGGGUUUUCACAUUGCAAAGAGUUCAGCUCUAAUCUUGGGAACAAUACCCAUUACAAUCCAAGGUUUGCUCAAGCAUUGAAACAAGCUUGUUCAGGUUACCCAAAGAACCCGACUUUGUCUGUUUUCAACGAUAUAAUGAGUCCCAACAAGUUUGACAACUUGUAUUAUCAGAAUCUACCAAAGGGUUUAGGGCUAUUGGAAUCAGAUCAUGGGUUGUAUAAUGAUCCUAGAACAAAGCCUUUUGUGGAACUGUAUGCAAAGGAUCAAAACAAGUUCUUUCGAGAUUUUGCUAGAGCUAUGCAGAAGCUUAGUGUUUAUAGGAUCAAAACUGGGAGAAGAGGAGAGAUUAGGCGUAGGUGUGAUGCUGUUAAUUGAGGUGUUUGUUUGUUAAAUUUGGCUUCUUUUUACUGAUUUCUUUCUGGGUUUUUGAAAAGAUGUAUACUCUUUUUGUGUU